Messenger RNA from Phasianus colchicus (ring-necked pheasant), 3103 nucleotides. RefSeq names its product synaptotagmin 8 (gene SYT8). NCBI's taxonomy places the organism in Eukaryota, Metazoa, Chordata, Aves, Galliformes, Phasianidae. Gene Ontology annotation, molecular function: phosphatidylserine binding; calcium-dependent phospholipid binding; calcium ion binding. Gene Ontology annotation, cellular component: dense core granule; synaptic vesicle membrane; plasma membrane. Gene Ontology annotation, biological process: calcium ion-regulated exocytosis of neurotransmitter; synaptic vesicle endocytosis. The record is from RefSeq and is a predicted model, not a curated record.
CAGUUUCUCUGGGCAGCCUUUGCCAGUGCCUCACUGCCUUCUGAGUGCUGAAUUUUUGGUGUCUAAAUAUCCCCACACCACCUCUUUCUCUUCUGUGCAGCAGGAUCACAAGGGAAGAAAUGUGUAAGAAUAAAUGUGAGAUGGGGAUGCUGCUUGAAAUCACCCUGACUGUGCACUUACCCCUUGUGCUGAGUGCACAGAGCCAUGUGCUGUGCAUAUCCUAGUACUGCUACUGGGAUAUCUUGGAGAACUGAAUUUUUCCAGGACAGUUUUCUGCAGCCAGGAGCACAGGUUUUGCUUCCUGCUCAGGCUGGGAGUUCCCUGCUGACUUUUCGCCUGCGUGAGCACCGCUUGGGUCAGCAGGAAGGUGGGGCCCACUGGUUCCUGGGUUGCCAAAGCAGACUUUCCAGUUUGGGUUGCACUGUGCAGGGAAAAGCCAAUGUCCCUUUUGUGCCUAUAGCUCUAUUCCUGGCAGGGAGCUCUCUUGUCCCCAGCAUGUUCCUACCAUGCACUGUGGCUGGAGCAGGAGACCAAGCAGAGAGGAAAGGAGACUGAGGCUGAAAACAACACGGUGGUAAGUCUGGUUUUGGGUUUAGGGGAGAAGGGCAGGGCUUCCAGGACCUUUUGCAGAAGCCAAGAAUGCUUGAUGUUCCCAGACCGUGUCUCCAUUGUCACAAAACAGCAGCUUGGGUCACACCCCAGAUCUGGGAUGAGCUCCUUUUAAUGGGGGCUGAUGGAAGAUAGUCCUUUAGGGUCUGGUGGGAAAAACAUGAUGAAACAUCUGAAUCUGUGCUGUAUGGGCACCUGCUUGCUGCUGCUGCUGCUAUGUCCACCCGCUGUCACAAUCUGAAGCUGGAGCCUGGCGCCUCCUAAAUAGCACAGGUCUGUCACCAGGCUGCUGAUUUCUGUGUGCAGAAACAGGAGAAUCUAGCCAUAAAAACCCAGUGGGAAGGCUGUGAGCUGAGAUUGCAUCCCUGAUGGCACUGAUGUCCCAUAUAGAUGGCUCUGUGCAAGUAGUAUGUCCCGCAUCCUGCUGCCCCAGUGAAGAUAGAGAGCAACUCUUUAUCCCUGCAGUUACAGACAACAAAGCCUCCUUGUUAAAAAAAUUAAAGAUCAUCCCUGUGUGAGGAACCCCACAGUGCUGGUGUGGCCAAGGUAAACACUUGCAUACCUGCUGGCCCUCGUCACAGCACUGGGAGGAGUGCCCUGGGCCAAGGUUUGGUAGAGGCUGGCCUCCAGAAGCCUACUGGGGGUGUUUUCUGGUCCUUUUGGAUGUUCCUGGUAUGAGAUAUCCUCUGGCUGGCUUCAGCAUCCAAUUGAACAUACUGAAGUCUCUGCUUGGUCCUCACCACGUGCACAAAUCAGGCUGGCUCAGUUUGGGAACCGGUAUGGUGGCACUGCUGCCACCUGGCAUGUGGGCACAGCCUGGCUGGGGUGAUGGAGCCAAGCCUGAGCCUGUAAGAGGAGAAGGAGAGGCUAUAUGACAUCAGGAAUCAGCUGCUGAAAGGAGAUGGAGAUUAAAUGAAAAAACUGCUUGAGCAGAGCCGCCUUGCCCACGGGAACUGCUCCACUCCGUUUCACACUUCAUUUCCUAUGCGGCCAAGCCCUAAAUGCUUACGCUGGGCUUUAUCUUAACAUUUUAAUUGUGUUUACUCUCAUUAGAACUCUGUGCUGCUUCCAGCAUGUGAACUUCUGCAUAUGAAAUCCCCACCCUGUUCAUUUUUUUUGCCUCCUCAGGUCACUUGCACUCUGCCAUGGCCAAGUCACAGAGGAACGGCUGGGCUACAGCCUCCUCACCCCUUGCUAGCCCAGUGGUUACCACCACAGCUCCACCGGGCUUCCUUGAUGGCUUUGUCAGCCACAUCCCAUUACCCAGAUGGGCGCUCAUUGCUGUGGCAGUGGCAGUGGCUGUUCUCCUCCUCCUCUUCCUCAUCUGCAUCAUCAGGUGCUGCUGUGGCAAGAAGAAGCCCAAGAAGAAGGAGAAAGUUGGAUUGCUCACCUUCAGUGGCUCCACCACAGCCAGCCUUGUGCAGCCUGAGAUGGAGGACCUGGAGCAGGGCCCAGAGGAGACAGGACGAGGAAGACUUCAGUACUCUCUGGAGUACAACUUCCGUGCACAGGAGCUGAAAGUUGGUGUGAAGCAGGCAGCUGAUCUGAAAGCCAUGGACAAUGGGGGCACAUCUGAUCCCUAUGUUAUUGUCUACCUGACAUCAGAUAUGAGAAAGAAGUAUGAGACCAAGGUUUACCGCAAGACUCUGAACCCUGUCUUCAACGAGAGCUUCUCUUUCCAGGUGCCCCAGGCAGAAGUGUCUGAGGCCACGCUGGUGAUGCAGAUCUACGACUUCAACCGCUUUGCCAAGCACAACAUCAUUGGUGAGGUCCGCCUGCCCCUGGCCAGUGUCAGCCUGCAGCACAUCAUCGAGCAGUGGAGUGACCUAGUGGUGGCCAGCAAAGUGGAGCAAGAGCGGCUGGGUGAGAUCUGCUUCUCACUGCGCUAUGUCCCCAGCACUGGCAAGCUGACAGUGCUCAUCCUUGAGGCCAAGAAGCUGAAGCGGAUGGACUCCCACGGGCUCUCAGAUCCUUUUGUCAAGGUGCAUCUCAUCCUGAACAAGAAGAAGUGGAAGAAGAAGAAGACAAGCGUGAAGAAAAACACCUUGAGCCCUUAUUUCAAUGAGGCAUUUGUCUUUGAGGUGCCUUUCAAUCAGAUUCAGAACGUGGAUGUGGUCAUCUCUGUCUGGGACUAUGACAAAGUGACCAAGAAUGAGCCCAUCGGCAAACUCUUCCUGGGCUGUCGGGCCACUGGUAACCAGCUGCGGCACUGGUCUGACAUGCUGUCCAACCCACGGCGUCCCCUCACCCAGUGGCACAGCCUGCAGCCCCCCGAUGUGGUGGACAAGGCCCUGGGGUUGAAGUCCCACCUCAAGCUGCCUCUGACCACCAGAUAGCGAGAGGCAGCUCUGGCCCCCCCUGCUCUCUCAUUUGGGCAGGAUGGAGGUUUUCAGAGGUGUCUGGAUGCAGCUCUGCAGCUGGCUGAUGCUGGAGAGGGUGAUGUGGAUGCAGAACUGGCUUGUAUCAGCCACUCACAGUCUGGGGGAUGAAUACA